Molecule: messenger RNA, 513 nt
Organism: Caenorhabditis elegans
Lineage: Eukaryota; Metazoa; Nematoda; Chromadorea; Rhabditida; Rhabditidae
Gene: W06G6.21
Product: Rep_fac-A_C domain-containing protein
Exons: 6
Coding region: 1-513 (170 amino acids)
Source: RefSeq, marked reviewed
AUGCUAUUAUUUUUCAAAACUUCUGAAAAAUUGCAAACGUUGGAAAUCGACGUGGACGAGUUCUACCCGCCAACAGACAAGUACCUAGUUUUUGCUCAUUGGGAAUGUUGUGCCUAUUGGGUGAGCAAAAGAAUGAGUUCACAGGAGCACCACACUUGUCCCAAUUGCAAUUGCAGAGUUAAAGCCCAUGUGGCUUUUUCUUUGGUCACCGAUGCGUUUGAAUUCAAGAACUAUUUGAUUGUUGUCAACGCCGUGGAAAAAUUUCAGGCAGCUCAGGUCCGAGCCUUGUCAGAUUAUUUGGAUCAGAAAAAUCAGAUAGAGAGUCAAAUGCUUCCUAGCUCCCUUUCAAACACACCGGAAUACCCAGGCAAUAACGGACAAUUUUUCAAAUCCUGGCUUUUCUGGGACAUUCCCUACCCAAUGCCAGAGGUUUAUGGUGUGAACAAGUGUUUCCGAUUGGUUGGAAAUGGAAAUUUCGUCCCAAAACCCAAUGAGUGGGUGUUGUUUAAUUGA